Molecule: messenger RNA, 2449 nt
Organism: Gamsiella multidivaricata
Lineage: Eukaryota; Fungi; Mortierellomycota; Mortierellomycetes; Mortierellales; Mortierellaceae
Exons: 3
Coding region: 387-2114 (575 amino acids)
Source: RefSeq, a predicted model, not a curated record
UUUUGAGUCCGGCCUGGCUCCCUUUCGACUUUGGCUUUCUUCGCUUUCUCCAAAGCUCUUUCCUACAUCUCUGCUUAAUUUCUGAUCUGCUAGCGCGAAUCAAUGUACGAUUUUGUUUUCCCCUUCCCUUCAUCCAUGAAACGUACUUUUCUGUUCUCCUCAGUCGUUUUCUCCUUCUUUUCUGCUUCGGUGCCCUUGAUCCCUCUUUGCUUUCUCUUGUCCUUUUCACUUCCAUUUCACUUGCAGCAUCGGCAUUCACGGACCCACUCCUGUUGUGAUCGAACAGAUCCUCCUUCCCUCCUCAACCUCACUAUCAUUUCAUACCUGUCCCUAAUCUUCCUCUCUCGCUCUCGCUAACGAUAACAUCGCGGCAGAGGCACUACACGAUGCGGUUCACAUCCCUAUCCCUAAUUCUGACGGUGUCAACGAUCCUCUCAUACACACCAUCCUGUCGCGCCCAAGGCACCCUCCCUGCAUCAACCUCUUCGAUGUCAGAAGCCCCAGCAGUGGCACCAAUAACACAACCUGUAGAUUCGGAAGAUCACCCCAGGAUCAUUUUUAGCAAGGAAUCCAAAGUUCCUGUCUCGGCAAUGAUGCCCGCUGCAAGCGCACCGCCAUCACUGUCACGACGGUUUCUGAUGCCGUCCCGUUUGCUUCCUUCGCAUGAGGGUUCGAAUAAUGGAGAUGGUGCUUUGAAAUCGCACUUCGAGAGAGUAAAGCAUUCGAUAGAACAGCAGAAUCAGCUGAAGAAGCAGAGGCAGAGAAGGGAGCAUAAGCAAAAGCAGGAGCCGGAGAAACAACAGAGUUAUGAAAGAAGGACGCUUGUAAAGACGGGACCUCGUCGGCUCACAGGCGAACGACGAGCGGAUGACCCUUUCGAUAAUAUGCUAGUACCUUCGGAAAACUUUUCGACAUCUAAUUCUAAAGGUUCACCUUCCUCAAUCACCUCCUCCGCUCCUUCUCCACCAUCAUCGCCUCCACCUGCCACAGACUCUACCUCUUCAUCAUCCAACUCUGGGACAUUGCCCACACCUGUUCCCGAUGCACCCGUCCCAACACCUGUGCCAGACCGAACUACACCUCCUUCACAGCUCGCAUCGACUCCAGACCUUGAGCCGACUCCAGAGCCUAAACCUGACACCCCUCCUACCACGACUAUGACCACGGUGGACGCCCCAGAACCGAGCUCCGAAUCUUCAAGCCCUGGAGACAAUUCCGGAGCGGAAACGGCUAACGGCAACACGCAUGGAAGGGAUGGAUCGAGUUCAAGCAGUGAAACUCGCCCCGAGGAGGCGCCGGAAACGGCAAAGUCGGGCGAAGGAGAGGCCGAUGAGGAUGAGGGAGAAGGAUUGGGGGCGAAUGGUAACAGUAUGAGCCAAGGUCGAGCGACGGAUAAUAGUAAGGAGGAUACUGGAGCGACUGUCGGGAUUGUGGUGGGGGCAGUGGUUGUGGCGGGAAUGAUCGGUGUGUGGAUCUUUCGCAAAUGGAGGUUGUCGCCAUCGAGACAGUUCAAGUGCAAGAUCGCGGGCAGCUCCAAGAGUAGUUCUCCCUGUGCAGGUAUUCGUACCACAGAUCCUGCCUCCGAUUAUUCUUGCCCAACUCCUCCGCCUCCUGCACACGCACAUGCACAUCCACAGAUGAAGAAUAUUACCUCUGCCGCCACCGUGACUGGGGCCAUAUCCGCGGCUUCUGCAAUGCCCGACUCGGCGUCUGAAUUCCAGCAGCAGCAACAGCACCCUCACCUAGCUUUUCAGGAAUGCUCUUCCAAUGUAAUGCACCCGGAUGAAUAUGGGUACCAAUAUCACCAAUACCACUACCAGUUGCAGAUGAGUCAGCAGCAGGAAGAGAUGACUGCGGGACAGUAUGACGUGUACGGAUACCAAGAUCAGUAUAACUCGCACCAGUACCAACAAGACCCACAACAGCAUCAGUAUCAACAGCAGCACCAGCAUAUGCACUUGGCGCCCGGUGCUUCUAUGUCAGGUACUGGCGGUGGUAGCGCAGUGGGAGGCGCAAGGGCAGGCGGGGAGCAGAUGAUGGGACAUAGCGCCUAUGGAUAUGGGUCGGAGGACUACAGUCAGAACGAUCAGUUUUUGAAGGAGCUGCGUGAGUGAAACCGCCGAUCCGAUAACCUUAAAAACAGAGUAGAUCUUGAUGCUGCGCCCAAAUUUGGCACACUGAACGCAGAGAGCGGCAAGCUGGUUCUUCUUUCUUCGCAUCUCCAUCCGCGCUCACUCUCAAUCCUCGAUUAUUAUUUUAAAUUUCUGAUUUCACCAUCUCAAUACAUUCAAGGAGGGGGUCUCAUCAUUUCCCUUUAGCAUCUGCCUUCACAUUUAAGCAUAUACCGCUCACUUUUUUCAUUUAAUCAUUCCUACACUUUAUCCAUUGCAUCUACUCAUUUUACUUUAUUCUAGCAUAUGCAUAUCAAUAAACGGUAGCGAAGAGCGAG